Messenger RNA from Arachis ipaensis, 2202 nucleotides. Lineage: Eukaryota; Viridiplantae; Streptophyta; Magnoliopsida; Fabales; Fabaceae. The record is from RefSeq and is a predicted model, not a curated record.
UAUGGUUUAGGGGUGAAACAGACAUAUUUGUGGGACAGCUUUUUUGUCAGUGUGGGCAGAAGGAAAUUGGACCCUGCGUUUUCUUUGAAUUUUAAAUUUUUAGUAACAAAUCGAAGGGUCCGAUUUGUUUGGGUGAGAGAUAAAAAUUCGUAUGCAUGAAAUCGGACCCAACGAUAUCACAAGGAAGAAUUUUGCAUGCAUAUCGCAGGGUCCGAGUUCGCUGAUGAGGGUAUGAGUUUGGCAACAAUGAACUCGGACCCUCCGUUUUUUGUGAGAGCUUGAGGGAACUCGGAUGGUCCAAGUUCGUGGACCAAGUUUUUUUUUUAUUUUAUUGUUUAACCUAGUCGAAGGGUCCGAUUUCAGUAAAGAUGAUGAUAUAAAAGUGUGAGGUGAACUGGUGGGAGCUUUGUGCCGUCUUCCUCCUUCGAGCAGCUUCUUCUUUCUUCUUUCUUCUUUCUGGUUCAGUUUUAACUUUGGAAGUCUAGUAGUUAGAAUUAAUGUUGUCUUUUUUGUGGUGAGUGAGGAAAAAUGAGUGAUAGAGUAUUACUUAAAAUAUACUAUUUUGGUCAGAUUUUGUUACAAACGACUGAAGGAGUUAAAUUUAUUUGUGAAAAUCUGCUAGAUAUUGUCAUUUCUUUUAUUAUCUCAUUUGAAGAGCUGAAAGGUGUAAUAUGUGAAAAGAUUGAUUCUGAGAGGGCAAGAAAGAUAUCGUGUAUACUAUACAGAUAUCCCAUUCCGGUGUUUGGCGGAUUCGUCCAGUAUCAAACCAAAUAUGUGACGGACGAAGCGAGCAUGCAGGAGAUGUUUUCAAUGUAUAUUGAUGAAAACCGGUCUCAGAUCUCGUUCAUCGAGUUGUAUGUUGAGUUUGAACAAUCUGAGGCUGACCGCAAUAUUCUAUGGGAAGAUUAUAAUAGUGAUAGUGAAGAAGAGUUCGAAAGCAACUAUGAAUUUGUUGCUCCAAAUGGAGAUGAAGAUCAAGGUGACGGAACCAUGGCCCCAGAUGUGACAGAAGUGGCAAAUGCACUCGCGAACGAAGUUCCGUUUAAGGAGCCAUCCUUCAUGCGAGUUUUAGACCUGGAAGCCAUGCAUGUUCCAGAAUUUCCAGAAUAUAUGACUGCAGAAAUUCCUAUUGUGGAAGACGGUGAAUUUCACGUAGGUAUGGAGUUCAGUUCAAGAGAAGCUGUUAUUAAGGCGGUAAAGGACUAUAGCAUACGACGAAGCGAAGACUACAGGUUGUUUGAGUCUGAGCCGUUGAUAUUUUAUGCCAAGUGUACACAGUAUGGGUUAGGGUGUGAUUGGCUUAUUAGGGUUAGCUUGAUCAGCAGGAGGUACUGUUGGGUUAUAAGGAGGUAUAAUGGUAGUCACACAUGUACAAGAGCCACCAUUUCACAGGAUCAUUCGAAGCUGGAUUCUAUCACAAUUGCAGAAGCAAUAAAGCCACUAGUUGAGGCUGACCCAUCCUUAAAGGUAAAAUCGGUUAUAGCAGAAGUCCAAUCGAAGUUCAACUACACCGUCAGUUACCGGAAAGCAUGGUUGGCUAAGCAAAAGGCAGUUGAAAAAAUAUUUGGUGGUUGGGAGGCAUCUUAUGAAGCGUUGCCAAUAUGGUUUGAGGCCAUGUGUCAUAAGGAGCCAUCAGCUGUUGUCCAUUUUGAGACUAUGCCUGCAUACCAAGGCGAUGAGUUGGUGGGGGAUAUUCGGGUCAUGCAUUGUGUAUUUUGGAGUUAUUACCCUUGUAUUAGGUCAUUCAGACAUUGUAAGCCAAUUGUCCAAGUAGAUGGGACUCACUUAUACGGAAAGUAUAAGGGUUGUUUGCUUGUGGCAGUUUCACAAGAUGGCAACAACAAUAUCGUCCCAAUUGCAUUUGCUAUUGUGGAGGGAGAGACCUCUGAUGCAUGGCAUUUUUUCCUUAGUAACCUGCGUCAACAUGUUGUAACUCGUGAUGGUGUGGGUCUAAUAUCCGACAGGCACGAAUCCAUAAAUGCAGCUGUGGAACGCAGUAACGGAGCGUGGUCACCUCUAAGAGCUUUUCAUAUGUUUUGCACCCGGCAUAUAGAGUCAAACUUUUUGAGAAAGUUCAAGGUACCGUACCUCCAAAAAUUGGUCGUCAACAUCGGAUAUUCUAGGACGGUGCGGGAGUAUGAGGUGCGUUACCAGAGGUUAAGGGAACGUAGGGGCGGGGUGGGUACCCGCGGGUUCGGGUAG